CUCAGGAAGAGACAAGCUAGCCCUGACCAUGCUUAAUUUUUCAGUACAAUUCCUUCUCCUCCCGACUCUGGCCGUGCUUUUGUCUGUUAAACUCAUCAAAUGGAAGAGAAAGCAGUUAAACCUCCCACCUGGUCGACGAGGUUGGCCUUUCGUUGGUGAAACCUUCGGAUAUCUGAAGCCUCAUCCAGCCACUUCAGUCGGCCAGUUCAUGGAGCAACACAUAUCGAGGUACGGGAAGAUCUACAGGUCGAAUCUCUUCGGCGAGCCGACGAUCGUGUCGGCGGACGCAGCGCUGAACAGGUUCAUACUGCAGAAUGAAGGGAAGCUGUUUGAGUGCAGCUACCCGAGCAGCAUCGGUGGGAUCCUGGGGAAAUGGUCGAUGCUGGUUCUAGUCGGUGACAUGCACCGCGAAAUGCGAAUGAUCUCGCUCAACUUCAUGAACAACGUCAGGCUCCGAUCCCGCCUCUUGCCGGAGGUCGAGCGCCACUCCCUUCUCGUGCUUCGCUCUUGGAUUCACGGUUCCCCUUUCUCAGCUCUAGAAGAAGCUAAAAAGUUUACCUUCAAUUUGAUGGCAAAAAAUAUCAUGAGCAUGGAGCCGUACGAAGCAAAGACAGAGAAGUUGAGAUUGGAGUACAUAUCCUUCAUGAAAGGAGUGAUAUCUGCACCUCUAAAAUUUCCCGGGACUCCAUACUGGAAGGCCUUGAAGUCGCGAUCAAACAUUCUUAAUGUGAUUGAACAAAAAAUGCAAGAAAGAUCGCAAGAGAUGAGAGAGCAAGAGGGAGACGAGGAGGUGGAUGAUCUCCUUGGUUGGUGUCUAAAGCACUCCAAUCUUUCCAAAGAGCAGACCCUCGACCUUUUGCUCAGCCUACUAUUUGCCGGCCAUGAAACGUCAUCGGUGGCCUUGGCUUCAGCUAUAUUCUUCUUGGAGAGCUGCCCAAAGGCCGUUCAAGAACUCCGGGAGGAGCACAGUGAAAUAGAACGUAAGAAGCUACAAAGAGCAGAGUCGAGUUUAACUUGGGAAGACUACAAAGAGAUGGAAUUCACUCAAUGUGUUAUAAACGAGACCCUACGACUUAGCAACGUCGUAAGGUUCGUGCAUAGAAAAGUUCUUCGAGAUGUAGAAUAUAAAGGGUACAAGAUUCCACGUGGAUGGAAAAUUCUACCUGUUUUUGCUUCAGUUCACUUGGAUUCUUCUCUGUACGAUGAUCCUCACCGGUUCACACCCUGGAGGUGGCAGUCUAACAAACAAAGACGACCAACACUUUGCGUGCAGAAAAACAGCGUGACAUCGACGACGACGAACAACUUCAUGCCUUAUGGCGGCGGGCCGCGUCUGUGUGCAGGCUCGGAGCUCGCGAAGCUCGAGCUGGCGGUCUUCCUGCACCACCUCGUGCUGAGCUACAGAUGGGAGUUGGCUGAGCCGGAUCACCCGCUGGCAUUCCCCUUCAUUGAGUUCCCAAAAGGACUCCCCAUAAAAGUCUACCCCAUUUGAUCAAAUAUGAAUUAUCAGACAAAACGAUUUAAAACCUAAAUCAUGAUCUCAUAGGAAUAUUUAAUUAUGAUGAAGUCCCUAUGUAAAUCUUGUGUUCAUCGUUGGCGAAUGCACCGAGUCAGGCUUCAAAUUUGAAAACUGUAAAAAAUGAUCGUCGCGGCUAAUCAAUCAGUUACUUGGUGUGCAUUGCGUAAAUAGUUAUAGGCCAAUAUACAUCUUGCAGUAGUGUGCAACAAAAGUUAAGCAGAAGAAACUACACACUAAUAAUAUAUUCU
This is a messenger RNA of Zingiber officinale, 1767 nucleotides long. Its product is annotated as cytochrome P450 90B2-like. Lineage: Eukaryota; Viridiplantae; Streptophyta; Magnoliopsida; Zingiberales; Zingiberaceae. Gene Ontology annotation, molecular function: heme binding; monooxygenase activity; oxidoreductase activity, acting on paired donors, with incorporation or reduction of molecular oxygen. The coding region runs from base 29 to 1492 and encodes 487 amino acids. The record is from RefSeq and is a predicted model, not a curated record. The transcript is spliced from 8 exons. Gene Ontology annotation, biological process: sterol metabolic process.